Molecule: messenger RNA, 1553 nt
Organism: Paramecium octaurelia
Lineage: Eukaryota; Ciliophora; Oligohymenophorea; Peniculida; Parameciidae
Source: the annotation of a GenBank genome assembly
AUGGGUUCCAACAACUAAAAAUAAAAUCAACUUCUCAAUAACUACAAGUUUAUCGUAAAUAAAAUUGAUCCUGCCUAUGGAGAUAUCGUUGUCUACUAGUCUAAUAGGGAUCCCUCAGAACUUAUGGCAGUUAUUAAAUUGCAAUCUAAUAAACCUGAACUUUUAUGCUAAUAGAUAAAGUAAUCUUGAAAUUAAAUCCGUAGUCAAAGACUUAAGCACCCCAAUAUAACAUAAAUUUAUGAUUGCUCCUAAUCAAGUGUAAAAGAUUUUUGCGGAACUCUAAAUAUUGUUCAUAUCGGUAUUCAAUACAUACAGAAAAACCUCUUAAAGGAUAUGGAGAUUAGAAGGAAAUUAAGGACAACGUAAUAUAAAUGCAUAAAUUUAGUUAUUUUGAAGGAGAAUUAUGGUAUCUAAUCAAAACUGUUUGUGAAACAUUGAUUGAUUUAUAAAAUAAUAAAUAGAAGUAUAUAGAUUUACACCCAUAAAAUAUACGCAUAACAGAUGGUGGAGAUAUAAAAUUAUUAGAAUUGAGUUGUACUCCAUAAAAUAUAUCAUCAUUUAGAAAAGUGAAAUUAGGUCUGAGGGAAUUGGAAUAUUUGUCAUCAGAAGAAUUACAAGAAUUGAAGGAUUCUCAAAACAAAGUAAAUUAUUAAGUAUGAUCUAGUAUAAUCUUGAUUUAGAGAAGAUAAAUAUUUUUGUAUUAGGAAUUAUUUGUGUGGUAUGUGUAUCUGGUUUAGAAGUUAAAUAAUUUUAUGAUGUUGAGAAAUGCAUUUUCUAAUAUGGAUUGGCUAUAACCAAAUUAAGAUAAUAUAUUUAAAAGUAAUUCAUACAAUGAUAUAUCUAGAUAUAACUAUUCCUAGGCUUUUGAAUAGAUUGUCAUUUAAUUCCUUUCAUAUAGUCCUUUUCAAAGACCCACUUAUGCUUAGGUGUUAAACAUGAUAAAUACUUUUGAAAGUACUACUAUUGCUGAUCACUUUUAUGUUAAGUGUUCACAAUAGCCAGUGUUAUUGGAUACUAUAAAUACAAUCUCAAAAUCAGAUUAAAAAACUGAAAGGAGUCCAGAUUUAAAUAGUCAAAAAGCAAAACCUUUUAAUUCCAAUUCCAACUCCACUCCUUAAACAAUAAAAGUAGCUAAUCUUGUUAGAACUAAACCUAUCGUUUAAUAAUUCUCUCUCACUCCUGAACCAAGACCUCAUAUUAAUCGACCUUAAUCAUCUUCACGUUAGAAUUCUUAAAGAGCUUAAUCAAGCUAAAGACCUGAACCAACUCAAAAACCUUAAUUACCUAAUUACAGCUACUAUGAUCCUUACAUAGAUUCGGCUCUAAAAAAGAGUAAGGAUUUAUUAGUAUAUCAUAACCAAAAUUCUAAUUAUAGUAGAUAGUCAAGAACUAAUUCUGUUUCUGUAAACAAAUACACGCCAAUAAUGGCAAGCUUGAAUAUUCAAAAUGAUGAUUAUGCAUAGAAUUAUCAUAAUGUAUAACUGCUUAUUAAAUAAGUUAAUAUUGAAGAAGGUAAGCAAAAAUAAUUUUCAAAAAGUUUUACUAAAUAAUGA